Tigriopus californicus is the source of this 3461-nucleotide messenger RNA. RefSeq names its product organic cation transporter protein-like. Gene Ontology annotation, cellular component: membrane. The record is from RefSeq and is a predicted model, not a curated record. Gene Ontology annotation, molecular function: transmembrane transporter activity. NCBI's taxonomy places the organism in Eukaryota, Metazoa, Arthropoda, Copepoda, Harpacticoida, Harpacticidae. The coding region runs from base 553 to 2955 and encodes 800 amino acids. The transcript is spliced from 9 exons. Gene Ontology annotation, biological process: transmembrane transport.
GGUUUUCAGUGCUUAGGGCGUGUGGUUGCUUGCGAAUUGACAGGCCCUCACUCACUCAGUGAGACAGUCAGUCACACAUAGGCUGGCAACUAGGACACUUCCUCCAUCCUUGCGAUUGAAGAGCACAGCGACUUGAAUUCAAGAUAUCGUGUGCAUGUGUUUCUCUCCUGGUUUCUUGACUUUCAAGUGAAAACUUUCGGGAGCACCCACCCUCUAACCAACACCACCAUGGUUGCGGUGACGCGGUGCGAGACGGCAAAUUCCGCAACUCAUUUGCUGGCUUUCAAAUUUUUCGAAUGACGACUUGAUCCGUUAAUUCCCAUUCUGGCCUGGUCAGUUCAUUUGUCAGUCAUUCAGUCAGCCAGCCAGUCAGUCAAUCUCCCAGCUGAUGAAUUAGUUCGACGAGGUGUGAGAGUGAAAUUUGAUGACCCGAGUGAAACUUGUGAUGUGGAUCAUCUUCGUGCUUCUCCCUUCUCAAACCGUCGCCAACCAUGAUAGAAACGUAACAAAAACACUACCUCUACUUGAAUAAUCAAUCGACAACCCUCGAAGAUGAAACCAUCGCCCAGUUCGAGUGAAGGCGCCUUGACGUCGCUCAGGCUGGAUUUGCCCCUUCAUAAUCGGCCAGGAUCGAGCUCCGUGGAUGCAUUCCUGGCCCAUUUGGGCGACCCAGGUCGGUUUCAGAUCGUGGUGAUGAUCUUGCUGGCCUCCAAUUGCAUUCCAGUGGUUGUGAACCACCUGCUAAUGGCUUUUUAUGCCGUCUCGACGAGCCAUAAUUGCAGGGUUCCACCUGAUUUUGUGGGUGAUCGAUCUUUGGUCUUGCCCCCCCCAUCAUCAGAGGAUGAUAUCAGACAUGGACAAUUGUACUCGAAAUGCCAUAUGUAUACGUUGGCCAACUCGAGCUCUAAUGUCCUCCAACCUGACACUCAGCCCUGUCUUUACGGUUAUGAAUUUCAUUUCGACACUCCCAAGGAAUGGAACAUCAUUGCUGAGUGGGGCCUGGUGUGCGAUCGGGCGUUUGUGGCGCCUCUAGUGACCACCAUCUACUUCUGUGGCGUCAUGAUUGGGGGUCUAAUUUUUGGCUCGCUCUCGGACAGAUUUGGACGGAAGAACAUGAUGCUGGUGUGUCUGUACACUCAAUGCAUCAUUGGAAUUGGCCUUCACUUUGUCAGGAGACUCGUGAUGUUCAUGGGCCUGAGGUUCUUCCAAGGAAUUUUCAUUCAGGGAUUACAAUGCGUCACAUACUCAAUGGUCAUGGAGUUGUUCUCGCCCGAAUAUCGAACCAUGGCCGGAUGUGCGGUCGAGGCAUUCUGGGCGGUGGGGAUCGUGCUUUUGGCUGUCAUUGCCAAAUACGUCCAACAUUGGAGAUACAUUCAACUGGCUAUUAACAUACCCACUUUGGCCACCAUAUUCUACAUCUGGAUCAUACCCGAAUCAGUGAGAUGGCUCCUGUCUCGCGGGAAGUUGAAAAGAGCCGAAGAUGUCGUGAUUCGAAUUGCCUCUUACAACUCUUUACGCUUUGAUCGAACGUGGUUGCGUGAAGAGAUCGCGGAAGUGGAUAGGAGACUCCGGAUGCAAACCCCGGAUCGGGCUCCAGGAAUUCGGGACGUCCUCGGGAACAAAAAGAUUCGCAAGCACUCGUUGGUCUUAUUCUUCAUUUGGUUCUCAGUGUCUCUAUCCUACUACGGGAUCUCUUACUCCAUCCCGAAUUUGAGCGGGGAUCGAUAUCUGAAUUUCAUGAUCGGAGGAGGCAUCGAACUCGGAGCUUAUUUGCUGGCCUUCGUCGUUUUGAACGGGUUCGGUCGGAAGUAUCCAUUAAUGAUCUAUCUAUUUUUGAGCGGGGGGCUUUGUAUCGGCACGGUGGCCGUGAGGCAAUACGUUCCAGACUCGUUUAUCAAUGUACCCAAACUUGUCACGGCCUUGGCCUUGAUCGGCAAAGCGGCAGUGGUGAGCUGCUUCUGCAGCAUCUUCAUCUUCUCCAGUGAGAUUUUUCCAACCGUGAUUCGAACCGUGGGCGUGGGGUCUUGUGCGUUUUUUGGGCGGGUGGGGUCACUUCUGGCUCCUCAGAUCCUUUUGUUGGGUAAAUUUGUUUACGGGGAUUCGCCCCAGUUCAUAACGUUCCUGGUAUUUGGCGUCCUCUCCAUCAUGGCUGGCUUCCUCACGGUCUUCUUGCCAGAGACGCGAUUCAAAGGUCUUCCUGAUACCGUGAGACAGGCCAGUGUUUUGGGCGAGGACAACGCCAAUCAGUCACAGAGAACUAGGACCAAGAAGAAGCACUCGUUAUUGCGAAAUCCUCGAGGAUCCGAAGAGAGUCUACAAGAUGAGGCGGGUUAUGGGAAAAGCCCCGAGUGGGUGGAGGUGGAUGGAAUGAUCGUGAGUCGAGGGGUAUUGGACAAAUCCUUUGGUUCCCAAAGCCAACCCAGCACACUCCAAAAGCAACCUUUCAACUUUGGAGGCUACAGAGACGGAAGCAUCGCCUCUUUACCCUACAGUAGUCGAACUCUCUUGACAAACAGUUCGAGGUCGACCACUCUGGGCGGAAUGGGAUACGACGCGAACCAGCGUCGGCCUCUACCUCAACCUCUCGAGGCCGAAGAGGACGAUUUCGGGGAGGAGAACCCGUACGAGACAUUGCCUCACAUUGACUCAGAUGAGACUCAUUCCAGUACGGACGAGCCUCGCGUCCGGAGGUUCCCCGUACAAACCAGUGUACAAAUGCAAAGGCUGAAGGAAGAGCCGAUUUAUGUCGCACAUCCGGAUGACUCCGUGACCAGUGGGCAUUCAUUCACUCUCCCGAAGUUGAAUGACCAGGGAUUGGCCAACGAGGAGGAUUCAUUCCGAAAGUCACAACAUGGGACGCUCCUUCAUCGUAGUGCGAGUAUUAGUCAAGUAUCAGGCUUCUUGAAGGAUCGAAUCUUAUUGUCAGAUGACCUCGGUAAUGAGACGAGAUUGUAAAAGUGGGAGCAGCGCGAAGAAACUCAAUCAUCGCAGUGCACCCUAAUUGCCAUAGAAACCAAAGAAGAUAAAAGAGAACAAUAAAAAAAAAAACGAAAUCAGAAGAACAGGUAUCUCGUAGAAGAGACAGAUGUGUGUAUUUCUUUUUCUCUGAGUGAAUCAUUCCUUGUUGUAAAUAUCAGUAUCUCGGAAAUCGCAAUCGCAUAUCGAGGGGAAGAAGCAUCGAGGAUUGGUAGGAGAGCAGACAGGAAUAGUUGAUAACACUUGGGUUUUGACGGGAAGACCAAGAAAAACGAGGAUUUACUCCAAUUCGAGCCAGAUCGAGUGUCCAAGUGACGAACAAUUGUUGCGUUUCUUUCUGAUAACGAUAUCGAUGCCUCUCUAUGAUCAAAAGCAAGUAUUUCAGCUAGCGAAACAGAAGACGUGCCUCCCGAUCACGUUUCACGUCCUUGUCAGCGGGAAGAAGCUCUUUUUUCUCCCCGAAAUUUUGAUGUUAUUUAUGGCCG